UAUUCCUUUCUUCACCUUGAAGUUCAACUAAUUAGUCUCAUUCUCACUUCCUCCAUUAAUAAUUGUAAUUAAGCAGAAUCAAAAACAUUAGGUAUGGCAUUCAGUGACUAUUAUUUAUCUCUUUGGCUCAUCAACAUUGGUGUCUUCACCCUUGUUAUUAGCUCUUCUGUUACAAUAGUUGAAGCUGUUGUAAUUGCUCCUACUCUGGUUGAUGUUGCUUCUCUAAACCGGACCAGUUUUCCAGCAGGUUUCAUCUUCGGCACUGCCUCCUCCUCCUACCAGUACGAAGGUGCUGCAAAUGAAGGUGGCAGAGGACCAAGUAUAUGGGAUACCUUUACUCACAAAAACCCAGAAACGAUAUUGGAUAGAAGCAAUGGAGAUGUAGCUGUUGAUCAGUAUCAUCGCUAUAAGGAAGAUGUUCAGAUCAUGAAGUAUAUGAAUACAGAUGCUUACAGAUUCUCCAUCUCUUGGUCAAGGAUAUUGCCAAAAGGAAAAAUAAGUGCGGGUAUAAACCAAGAAGGAAUCAAGUAUUACAACAACCUGAUCAAUGAGCUACUAGACAAUGGUCUUCAACCAUUUGUGACACUUUUCCAUUGGGAUCUUCCCCAAGCCUUACAAGAUGAGUAUAGUGGCUUCUCGAGUCCUCAUAUCAUAAAUGGUUUUCAAGACUACGCAGAGCUUUGCUUCAAGGAAUUUGGAGAUAGAGUGAAGCAUUGGAUCACUCUUAAUGAGCCAUGGAGUUACAGUUUGGGUUUUAAUGAACCUUAUGUGACCUCACACUAUCAACUCCUUGCUCAUGCAGCUGCUGUCAAAAUUUAUAAAACCAAAUAUCAGGCAUCUCAGAAAGGUUUCAUAGGCAUCACCUUAAACUCUCACUGGUUCUUGCCAUUCUCAAAUGACAAAUCCGACCAUCAUGCCGCCCAGCGUGCUCUUGAUUUCAUGUUUGGAUGGUUUAUGCAGCCACUGACAACAGGAAAGUAUCCAAAAACCAUGAUGUCUUUGGUGGAAAAUCGAUUACCAAACUUCUCUGAGGAGCAAUCCAAGCUACUUGCUGGCUCAUUUGAUUUUAUUGGACUAAAUUACUACACUACUAAUUAUGCUGCACAUAUACCUCAUCCAAAUAAUGACAAAAGCAAACCGAGCUACUACACAGAUUCUCAUGCCAACUUAACAACUGAGCGUAACGGGACACUAAUUGGACCAAGGGCUGCUUCAGAUUGGCUAUAUGUUUAUCCAAAGGGGAUUCGAGAACUGUUGUUGUACAUAAAGAGAAAGUAUAACAACCCUUUGAUUUACAUAACAGAAAAUGGCAUGGAUGAAUUCAAUGAUCCAAAAUUAUCACUUGAAGAGGCACUUAAGGAUACUUACAGAAUUGAUUACUUCUACCGUCAUCUUUAUUAUAUUUCAGCUGCAAUCAAGAAUGGUGUGAAAGUACAAGGAUACUUUGCAUGGUCACUUUUGGACAACUUUGAAUGGAAUUCUGGCUACACCGUGCGUUUUGGAAUUAACUUCGUCGAUUACAAGGAUAAUUUGAAAAGACAUCAAAAGCUCUCUGCCCACUGGUUUAGGAACUUUCUUAAAAAAUAUUAAACUUAUUGCAUGAUUUCAUGAUGAUCCUCAAUAAUAUGAUGUGAACUUGAUUGUUAUUCAAGAACUUCAAUUUUAAAUAAUUUUCCGAAGUUACAAGUA
This is a messenger RNA of Lotus japonicus, 1689 nucleotides long. Its product is annotated as beta-glucosidase 12-like. Gene Ontology annotation, biological process: carbohydrate metabolic process. The transcript is spliced from 13 exons. The record is from RefSeq and is a predicted model, not a curated record. Lineage: Eukaryota; Viridiplantae; Streptophyta; Magnoliopsida; Fabales; Fabaceae. Gene Ontology annotation, molecular function: beta-glucosidase activity. The coding region runs from base 94 to 1590 and encodes 498 amino acids.